UCUCUCUCUCUCUCUCUCUCUCUCUCUCUCUCUCUCUCUCUCUCUCUCUGGUGUUGGGUUGUAGCAGUACGAUUGAUUGAACCAUGUGCAUGUCUUUGACAAGUGUCCCCUUUGGAUCUCUACGGCUCUUAUACAAUGCAUAUAGCUUUGGUGACCGAUGAAGGAGUUGUAGAAGUCUCCUGAUCUCUUUCUCUCAUAAUAUCAGGUGGAGAGAGAAGCCAGGCCCAGCUAAAAUUAACACACCCAGGAAAUGUCCACACAUUGACCAGCAGUUGGCUAUAUUGUUGUCUUUUGACUUGGCAUGAAGUCUGGUCCAGUUUUCAGCUUAUUUAGGCCAAGAACAACCCACUUUGACAGGACAGGCUUAUCUGGGCAACAUGAAAAAUGAGCAGUCACAGUUUUUGUUUUUGCAUGCCGUUUUUGACGGGUUUAUCUAAAUUAGUUGACAAUAGAGUCAAAGCAUAGCCCAUCCACUUUUUCAGCAGUCCUUGUUCUGGAAGUAUUUUUCCCAUUCAUUUUUUCCAUAGAAUUUUCAUAAAAAUCUUAAUAAAAUUGUUCUAAGCCAUGAACCAAACCAACCAGCUCCGAGGUGAAUCACACUUACAAAUUUGAUUUAAAGCAAAGAAGUAUUUGAAAAUUGGACAAAAAGAGGACUGUACAAGACUGUGUACUUAAAGGAAUGAACUAGAGUCCCAUGAAGCAUUGCGAAUGACGUAAAUCAUUUUAAAAAUGGUGGGAAAAUAUAAAACUAUUAAUUUAUAGUUGAUUUAUAAGUACAGAAACAAUAUAUUUACAUUUUAUUGCAAAAUAUUUAGAUAUUUGCAAAGACUGUAUAUAAGAAGUUUGAGAGUGUAGGAAGACCAAAUCUGUUGCGUCAUUCUCUCUUGGGAGUGGAUUGUUGCUUCAGAGUUUAACGCACUUUGUUGGCCGCAAUUUAAACAGAACUUCAAAAAUUGCGUUGAAAUAACACAUAUCGAUGGUCUCAACUGAGCAUAUACAGUUGAAUAACCUCUGAGCUCACGGUAGUUCUGUCUUUAUGUUUGUUAUCGUUAAAAAUCAGUUUCCCAUGGAAAAAAGGAAUGGAAAUUUUACUUCUAGAACCAGACUGUUGCGCAUAAACGUACCAUGGUUUGGGACCAAACAUGACCUGCAGGGGUGGAAUCAAACUGUGGUUUCAACCAAAUAUGAAAACAGCCUUUGUGUACCUUGCAUCAACACGAUGACACAGGAAAUCGACACGAUGCUUCCAAAAGUUCAUGUAACCCAUUAAUAGACCCCAUUCAGCUGAACUACUGACAAGCGAAACUGGAGCUGACACGUGCUCAACAAUACUUCCAGCUUUGGCCACUGUGGGCAAUGGUUCCAAUUUCAACGGCACUGAGCUCCUUUUUCCAGGAGGCAAAUAUCCCCAGUCAUCACCACCAGAUGAUGUGUACUCCACGCAACACCCCAGCCACGCCACCCAACUUCCCCGAUGCCAUCACCAUGUUCUCAAAGCUGCGGGCAUCUGAAUGCACAGGCGGCAGCGGUGGUGGAACCUCCGCCCAGGUGUCUAUGGCUUGCUCUCCACCCCCUCACUCCUCCACACAGGGAUUUGGCUCAUUCUGGGCGUCAUCGCCCCCCAGCCACCAGCCCAUCUGGCUACCCCCGUCCUCGCCCACGGGCCACCACACACUCCAUCACCACCACCAUCACAUGCACCAGCCGCCCAUGUGGCCGCCCGUCUCCCAACCCGCCAAUGGCCAGCAAACACCUGUCAUUUCAGCCCUGCAUGGCCAGAGAUGAGACUCUACGUUUGGGGUUGAACCAAGGAGGGCCAGAGGUGUAAAUUUGGGCGUUGGUGCAGUUUAACAGGUUGGGACAUGAGCAGUGGGAAUUGAAAGACUUUGGAUUGCCAAGGGGAAAGGCAUGGUACUCUUUCUUUCUGUUUUCUAAAAAAAAAAUAAACAAUCGCUCUUCUUUUGGAGAUCUUGUUUUGUUCUUUUUAACUACUGUCAAUUUCAUUUCUGUCCAAGCCUGGGAAGAACCACUAUAAAAAUAUUAUGGAAGUUAUAAAGAGGUGGUGGAGCUUCAGAGGCCCAGAGAAGCCUGAGAAUUUUUCAUUUUCCGCUAUCCAACACCGGAAGAAAGCCACGGAGCCAACUGUGCACAAACAGGGCAAUUUUAUGAAAGUUUGUGCAUAAGUGUGGCCGGUCUUCUGUUCUUUGGCACUAUACUCUGACCUAUCCUCUGUAGCGCUGUGUCGGCAACAAACAAUUGCAAUAAACGGCUGCACCAGAAGGACAUUUCUGUAGAGAUAUUGUCUUUUGAAUUCUUAAUGAUGCCAUUAUAUGACGAAAUAUCACCUCAUAUGUUUGUUCAAGAUGCACAUUUUCAACGGGUGUAUGGUCUCAGACAUAGCUGUGAUACUAAGUUGAAUUUAUCUUGAAUCAAAAAACUAGCUGAGAAGUGGAAAAGUUAUACAAAUGAGUGAAUGUAAAGAGUUUGCAAUAAUUUUGGGGAGAAUUGAUUCAAAUCAGCCCAGACAUCACAACACUGUUUCAUUUGGUUAUUUACUAUGAAUGCAAAGUUGUUUUAUUUUUGCUUGAUAAAUUCCCACCUUUUAGCAUGUAUGCAGUUGCAAAAUUUCAUGGGGAAAUACUGUAAAGAUUGAAGAAUCUUAAGUCAUUUUUCCAGUAAUUAUAACUAAACAUCCUUAAAACAUGAUAAUUUUACUAGCAAAUUUGUGUAAAAAUAAGCCUUUCAGAGAAAUUUCUGACCCCGUUUCCUAAAUUUUGUUAUAUUUAUGCUUAUAAUAAGAGAAAAACUUAACCCGAGAUACAUUCUCUGAAAACAAGUUUUAAUACUUUAUGUAAUUUUGCUUCUUAAAGGAAUAUUGUGGGUUCAAUACAAGUUAAGCUCAAUCGACAGCAUUUGUGGCAUAAUGUUGAUUACCACAAAAAUUAAUUUUGACUCGUCCCUCCUUUUCAUAAAAAAAAAAGCUAAAAUAUUGGUUCCAGAGAGGCAAUUACAAUGGAAAUGGGGCCAAUUUUUUAACAUUUAAAACACUCACUUUUUUUAAAAGUAUAGACACAAGACAUAAAUGAUGUGUAAAAAUUAUUUUAGUAUGAUAGUCACUUACUGACCUUUUCUGUGUAAAGUUAUAGCCAAUUUUACAGCUUCGUUACCAUGAUGAUGUAAUGUCAACAAACCUUGACUGUAAAAAUGAUUUAAACAACUUUACAGCUCAAAUAAUACACAAGUUUUAAUAGAAGAAUUAAUGCAAGUGCUUUUAUAAAAUUAUAAGCUUCACAUUUAGGUGUUUAAACCCUCCAAAAAUUGGCCCCAUUCACUUCCAUUGUCCCCAGAAGUGUCUCUCUGUAACCCAGAUUUUUGCUUUUUUUUUUUUAAAGAAGAGGAGGAACGAGUCUAAACUAAUUUUUGUGCUAAUCAACGUUAUGCCACAAAUGCUGUCAAUUGAGCUUAACUUGUAUUGAACCCAGAACAUUCCUUUAAGUAAAUCAUGUUAUAAGGAGUUUCAGGUAUUUUUAUUGCAUUGAUUUAAGUGUUGUUGUUUUUUUACCCUAGGAAACUAAAAAUACUAGUGCACUCUUUUAAAGCUAUGAAAGGUCUAAUGUUAGGAGGUCACAAGCUCUUUGGAUCCACACAACCGGCAGAGUAAAGCUCGGCUCCACCUACCUCUGCUCCAGCCGUGGCCUGAUCGUACCUCUCGGUGGCUGAAUGAGCUCUUUGUGUGAGCUGUAGCGAUGGAGGGCUCAAAUACCUCAUGAUCAUUGUUGAACUAGGUUUCUGAAACUUAUCAGACUUGGCUCAGACAUCUUGGUGGAAGAGGACCGUUCUAGUAUCAUUUACUGACAUUUGUGUCCUAUGACCCCAGAUUAGAACAUUGAUUGCCAGUGGGAUUUUGAUGACAUUUCUUGUUUUAUUUUUGCAUGAUGUCACCUUCCCUUCAUAUGUUCAUUUAAGACAAUCAGUGUUGAGGUCAUGCAGAUUAGUUAUUUGUUAUAGACCUUAGUCAGAGUGGACCAUGUUUGAUUUGAAGCAAAUGAAAAUGAGGCUUUAAGGAGUAAUGUACAGUCUGUUCAAUGUUUCGUACUGUUGUGUACCUUGGUGUCGGUUAUUAAGAUGACAAACCAUUUAAAACAUGUCCAAAAAAUUCCAGUAGACAAAUACUGGAAAACAUGAAAAUAUGGCAUGAAUCCCAUCAGCCUUCAUUCAUGUAACAUGAGCACAUUUAAAAGGUGUAAAGAUUUUGUGAAAAUUUCACACAUUCGUUUUUGUUUAAUAAAUAAGGCCUAUUGUUUAUAAAAAUAAUUCAUACAUAAAUUGUCGCAUUGAAUUGAAACAUAAGAAGAAUUAAUUUGGUGUAAGUUGCACACAAAAAAAAAAAAAUUAUUGCGUAAAUUGUGUUGAACUGCAACGCAAGCAAAACUAAUUUGUUUAAAUGGUUUAUAAAUCUGUUGUUUUUCCGAAGCGAUUUACACAUUCGUUCUUUUUGUGUUUCAUGAAUGUGGCCUACUGAACUGGCGCAUUGAAUUGAAACGAGCAGAAUGAAUUUUGUGUAAAUUGUAUGUAUAAUAAAAAUAAAUAAAUAAAUAACGUUCUUUUUGUAAAUUGUUGCAUUGAACUACAACACAAGCAAAACAAAUGUAUGUAAAUUGUUCGUAAAUCUAUACUUGGUGAUUUUGCAAAUGCUUUACACACAUUCGUUCUUUUUGUGUUUCAUGAAUUUGGCCUAUUGUUCGUAACAACCAUUUAUAAAACCAUUCUUAAAUAAAUUGCUGCAUUGAAUUGAAAAAUGAGCAGAAUGAAUUUGGAUGUAAAGGGUAUGUGAAAACCGUUCUUUGUUUAAAUUUUCGUACUGAACUGCAACACAAGCAAAACAAGUUUGUGUAAAUCUAUUCUUGGUGGUUUUGCGAACGUUUUACACAAAUUCGCUCUCUUCGUGUUUCAUGAGUGUGGCCUCUUUAAUUAAUUGCCACAUUGAAUUGAAAAAUUAGCUAAACGAAUUUCGGUGUAAAUUGUACGUAAAAAUAAUCUUGAAUAAUUUGUUGCAUUGAAUUACAUUGAAUUGCGAAUUUAUGUAAAUUGAUCAUUAAACCUUUUUUUUUUCUCCCAAUUUCUCCAAAUGCCCAAUUCCCAAUGCGCUCUAAGUCCUCAUGGUAGCAUAGUGACUCACCUCAAUCUGGGUGGUGGAGGACAAAUCUCAGCUGCCUCUGCGUCUGAGACCGUCAACCUGUGCAUCUUAUCACAUGGCUUGUUGAGUGCAUUACCGUGGAAAUAUACCCCACCGAGAGCAAACCAUAUUAUAGCGAUCACAAGGAGGUUACCCCAUGUGACUCGACCCUCCCUAGCAACCAGGCCAAAUUGGUUGCUUAGGAGACCUGGCUGGAGUCACUCAGCACGCCCUGGGAUUCAAACUAGCGAACUCCAGGGGUGGUAGCCAGCGUCUUUACCACUGAGCUACCCAGGCCCGCUUGUUAAACCAUUCUUGUGAAAGAAUUGUUGCGUUGGAUUGAAACACUUGUAAACAAUUUUCAGAGAAUUUCGUUGUACUUGUGCUUCAAUUAAAUGCGCCAAUUUACGAAAGAAUAGUUUUACGAAAGUUUUACAAAGAUAUUUUUUCUCAUUUCAGUCGAAUGUGUAAAUUUAUGCAAGAAUGGUUUUAUGAAGGAUUUAGAAAGAAAUUUGUUAUGUUUCAAAUUAAUGCGUCAGUUUACACAAGAAUGGGUUCACGAAUGAUUUACAUAGAAAUUAGUUUUACUUGUGUUUCAGUUCAGUGUGCCAAUUGGUGCAAGAAUGGUUUUCCAAAGAAUUUACACAGAAAUUUGUUCUGCUCGUGUUUCGUGAAUUGUAAAUCUAUACUUCACAGCCUCUAUUUAAUUUGCGUCAAAUUAAUCAUGUACUCUGACUAAGAUCUAUUGAGGAAUGAUUUUGAACAUUAGCUAUUUUCAUUUAAGCAUAGACGUCUAAAAGAUAUGGUUGCCUGCGUUUUAUGCCCCCGAAACAAAUAGAAAAUAUGAAGGAAUGCGUAUUUUUUGGAAACAACAACCGAAUGAUAUUGCAGGUCUUUAGUUGCAUCUGGUAGACCAACAGAAAGAAACCUCUUGGUCUACAAAGGACGAAAAUAAGUGUUGUGGGCAUCUGCUGGGAUUAUUUCGGUGUCGCAUUCUGCAUUGGUGCAAGAGCUGAGAAUCUGAACUCCAUCUAGAUAAUCUCACAAACGGCAAUCGCUCAACAUCUCCAGCUGCCAAACCUGUGCCUUGAGGCUUGAACGGUGUCCAUUUUAUUCAGCUGUUGCUCUGUAAGAAUAGGGCUUGGGCUGAAGUCCCAAGGCAACAGGGCUAAUAUUCUUAAAUGUCAUUCUCUCAACCUCUAGAAGGCAGGAAAAAAAAUUACAGUGUCGUACAUCUCAGAUCAACAGUCUCGCUCUAGUUGUAGGACCAUAUGAUGUCAUAGACACCACUGGCGGAUGUUUAAAUUCUCUGGGUUCUAUUUUGUUUAGACUGUGGCUUUGUUGAAGGACAUACACAUUGAGUCAUAAAGAGGCAGGAGGGCUGACCGGUUUCUUCAUAAUCAAGAAUAAGAUAUUGUUAGCGAACAUCCUUUUGUAUCAAUUUCCCUCCUGUACUUUGUUCUUUUCCCCAUGUCGAGAUUUGUAUUUAUAUGUCUGAUUAAAAAAAAAAAAAAAAAAAAGCUAUGAUCUGAAACCAUUUUGGAGGUCAUUGUGUUUUUAUUAAGGUCAUAAUAAAUGAUUUAAUGACUAGA
Messenger RNA from Myxocyprinus asiaticus (Chinese sucker), 6768 nucleotides. Its product is annotated as UBA-like domain-containing protein 2. Gene Ontology annotation, molecular function: protein binding. Bases 1357 to 1785 code for a protein of 142 amino acids. The record is from RefSeq and is a predicted model, not a curated record. The transcript is spliced from 3 exons. Lineage: Eukaryota; Metazoa; Chordata; Actinopteri; Cypriniformes; Catostomidae.